UGUUUUUUCAAGCUUUCUUUCCGAUUUCGUCUUCUUCACCUAUAAAACCUAAAAAACAAAAGCCUCAAAUCUCCAGGUUCUGGUACUGGUAGCCGCGACACCCAUCUGCUUCUUUUAAACCCUCAAAAUCACUUACAAGAAUCAACUGAUCUUCAAAACCACACAAUAUUUUAUCCACCAAAAAUCAAUGGAGACUCAUCCAAACAAGAACCAAAACAACAACGGUGAAGACAAAACAGUAGCAACAAUAAAAAACCUACGUUCCCGACUAGAAUCAAGAAUAGAAACCCAACAUAAAACCCAACUUGACUUAUUAGCAUCUCUUCAAGAUUUAGUCCCCAACAUUGUAUCCUCUCUUGACCUGUCCUUACAAAUUGUCUCUUCUUUCAAUAACAAACCCUUCACCCCAACACCACCACUACCAGCUUCAACAUCAAGAGCCCACCUUGAAAUUGGAUCAAAUUCAAGGAAUCCCAAUGACCCACGAGCUAAUAUUGACUCAAGACCUGAAAUUUUGGGUGAAAGCUCGAAACUUGAGAGAAAAGAUGGAAACUUUGACGGUGAUGGGGCUGAGAGUGGGAGUCCAUUGGCUGUUGUGAGAGUAAUGGUGGCUGAAUGUUUGCUUCAAAGGGUGCCUUUUAAUCCAAUUGAUUCGUCAACAGUUUUGAGGAAGUUGGAGAAUGAUCAGAAUGCGACCGAGGCCGAGAAGGCGGCGAUUAGGGAGGUUGGAGGUGAGUCUGGGGCGAUUCUGGCGGUGGAAAUGGCUUUGAGGUCAAUGGCGGAAGAGAAUCGUGGGAUUGAGCUUGAGGAGUUUGUGGUAAGUGGCAAGUCUAGAGUUAUGGUAUUAAAUAUUGAUAGAAACCGGUUAGUUAAAGAAUUGCCUGAAAGUGCACAAUAUACACAGAAUUUAGAAUUGUCAGGUUCUAGUGAUUUUAAUCAGAAUCAGAGUAGUGGGAUUGGUAAUAAUGUUAAUAGCAAUGGCGGGGUUGAUGUGAAUGGUAACGGGGUUUAUGGGAUUGGAGGGCCGGUUGUGAUGCAAAGGCCAUUGAUGGGGGACAUGUGGAUGGGUGGCGGUGGGGAUAUGUGGCCUAGGGGAGGGAUGAUGGGACCUCGAGGGAUGAUGAUGGGGCCGCGAGGGAUGAUGCAGAGGCCGCCUAUGCCUUUGCCAAUGCAAUCGCAGCAGCAGAAACAAAGGAGCGAGGAGGAUGAAAUGAAGGAUUUGGAGGCUUUGCUGAAUAAGAAGUCAUUUAGGGAAAUGCAGAAAUCAAAGACUGGUGAGGAGCUUUUGGACCUUAUUCAUCGACCUACUGCGAGAGAAACUGCCGUGGCUGCUAAGUUCAAAACCAAAGGUGGUUCUCAGCUAAAGGAGUAUUGUUCGGCUCUAACAAAAGAGGAUUGUAGACGUCAAUGUGGUUCCUUUAUUGCAUGUGAGAAGGUUCAUUUUCGUCGUAUUAUUGCUCCUCAUACUGACGUGAGUCAAGGGGACUGUUCUUUUCUUGACACUUGCCGCCACAUGAAGACUUGCAAGUAUGUCCAUUAUGAGCUUGACCCAACACCGGAUGUGUCUCCUAUGGCAAUGGGUGCUGCAGCACUUCCUCCCUCCAAAGCUUUAAAGCCCCAGCGUGCUGAAUAUUGUUCAGAAGUAGAACUUGGCGAACCGCAAUGGAUUAAUUGUGAUAUUCGUAAUUUCAAAAUGGAGAUUUUAGGUCAAUUUGGAGUUAUCAUGGCUGAUCCACCAUGGGACAUUCAUAUGGAACUGCCUUAUGGAACAAUGGCUGAUGAUGAAAUGCGCAACCUCAAUGUCCCUGUGUUGCAAACUGAUGGUCUAAUUUUUCUUUGGGUUACUGGACGUGCUAUGGAGCUUGGACGUGAAUGUUUAGAACUUUGGGGGUACAAGCGUGUUGAAGAGAUUAUUUGGGUAAAGACCAAUCAACUUCAGCGAAUAAUUAGAACAGGUAGAACAGGGCAUUGGCUUAACCACAGUAAGGAACAUUGCCUUGUCGGAAUAAAGGGAAAUCCAGAAGUAAACAGGAACAUUGACACUGACGUCAUAGUUGCUGAGGUUCGAGAGACAAGUCGGAAGCCAGACGAGAUGUACCCUCUGCUGGAGAGGAUAAGUCCCAGGACAAGGAAGCUGGAGCUGUUUGCUCGCAUGCACAACACUCAAGCAGGCUGGAUGUCCCUUGGCAAUCAGUUGGAAGGAGUGCGAUUGGUUGAUGAGGGUCUGCGAGCAAGAUUUAAGGCUGCCUACCCAGACGUUGUGGUGCAGCCCUCAUCUCCUCCCCGGGCUUCCGCAAUGGAAAUAGACUCCACUGCUUCUCAAAUGAGAAGUCCUUUUUCAGUGACAGAAUCCAAGUCUAUGGCCACACAGUUUGCAGACCGUGCAGCUCCAGAAACAGGCUAUACUUCUGAAGAAAAGCCGAUGGCAUUAGAUGCUGUUAUGGCUGGCUGAAUAACCUUCACAUUCCAUCAUAUUAACCAAAUAGGAUUCCACAGUGCUCAAAAUUGUUAGUAGUUACUGAGAUGUAUGUGAUUGUUCUGCCUAGUUUAUGAUUGUUAUUCCUAAGGUCAUUGGGCUAGAGAGGGAUCAUAUCCUGGGCCAAUAUGUCAUAGUGGUCUAGAGAUCAGGCUACCUGUAUUGCAAUUAUGCAGCCGACCAAGUAAAAGUCCUAACAGUUAAUGAUUUAUGCAAAGGCAGUAAAUUAGUUUCUUAUGGAAAAA
Messenger RNA from Populus nigra (black poplar), 2721 nucleotides. Its product is annotated as N6-adenosine-methyltransferase MT-A70-like. The record is from RefSeq and is a predicted model, not a curated record. The transcript is spliced from 7 exons. Lineage: Eukaryota; Viridiplantae; Streptophyta; Magnoliopsida; Malpighiales; Salicaceae. Gene Ontology annotation, cellular component: RNA N6-methyladenosine methyltransferase complex. Bases 188 to 2452 code for a protein of 754 amino acids.